Molecule: messenger RNA, 3183 nt
Organism: Centruroides sculpturatus (bark scorpion)
Lineage: Eukaryota; Metazoa; Arthropoda; Arachnida; Scorpiones; Buthidae
Product: acidic mammalian chitinase-like
Exons: 16
Coding region: 238-2943 (901 amino acids)
Biological process (GO): chitin catabolic process; carbohydrate metabolic process
Cellular component (GO): extracellular region
Molecular function (GO): chitin binding; hydrolase activity, hydrolyzing O-glycosyl compounds
Source: RefSeq, a predicted model, not a curated record
GAUCACCCAGUUUCUCGUAUGAUGAUUGGUGAAUAGUUUGAUCAUGUGAUCGAGUAUUCGUGAUGUUCUCUUAAAACUACUGUACCUGUUCUUUUGACGGUUCAGUGCUAAUGAGAAGAACCGUAGAGGAGUGCAAGACUGUUACAGCAGUUGCAAGGUUCUAUUACUACCUUGCAAAUUAUUAAUAUACGAACAUCAAAGGAUAAAAGAUAAUUUUUUGGAUAAUAACAGACUGCAAUGGGUUUAAUAACAGUUAUAAUACUAAUAUUGUGCUGUACAGUCGGAAAUUAUGCAGAAAGGCGUACCAGCUCCAAAACCAAUAAUUCUAAGAAAAUAGUAUGUUAUUAUACGAAUUGGUCUCAAUACAGACAAAAAAUUGGGAAAUUUUAUCCGGAAGAUAUACCACCAAAUCUAUGUACUCAUCUCAUAUUCGCUUUCGGAUGGAUGAAAAAACAUAAAAUAUCAACUUUCGACGCAACAGACGAUUCUAAAAGCGGAAAGAAAGGAAUGUACGAAAGAUUGGUGGAUUUAAAAAAUAAAAAUACCGACCUCAAAGUAUUACUUGCAGUAGGUGGUUGGUCCUUUGGCACGCAAAGAUUUAAGGAUAUGGCUUCUAAUAGAUAUAAUAGACAAUUAUUUAUAUUCAGUGCUCUUAAAUUCUUACGAGAUCGAAAUUUUGAUGGAUUAGAUGUCGAUUGGGAAUUUCCUCGUGGAGGUGACGAUAAAAGAAAUUUUGUUUUAUUAUUAAAGGAAUUACGUGAAGCUUUCGAAGAAGAAGCUAGAGAGAAAAAAUUACCACGUUUAUUGCUCACUAUUGCAGCUUCAGCUGGUGCUGAAGUAGUAAGAGGAGGUUAUGAUGUUCCUGCUGUUGCAGCUUAUGUCGAUUUUAUUAAUAUUAUGUCAUACGAUUUCCAUGGAAAAUGGGAAAGCCAAACUGGUCAUAACAGCCCAUUGUUUGCUCCUCACAACGAAUCAAAUUGGAGGAAACAAUUGUGUAUGGAUUUCGGUGUUAAAAUGUGGGAAAGAUUAGGCACCCCUAAGGAUAAAAUUGUAGUCGGUAUAGCUACUUAUGGUCGAAGCUUUACUUUAGCUAAUCCAUCUGUUAAUGGAGUAAAUGUACCUUCUCGUGGAGGUGGUAAAGCUGGCGAAUAUACUCGAGAAGAAGGAUUUUUAUCUUAUUACGAGAUAUGCGAAAUGUUGAAGAAAGGUGCAACUUAUGUUUGGGAUGACGAUAUGAAAGUACCAUAUGCAUAUUUAGGAGAUCAAUGGGUUGGUUUUGACGAUGAAAGAAGUAUCAGAAACAAGAUGAAAUGGAUAAUUCAAAAUGGAUAUGCCGGAGCGAUGGUUUGGUCCGUAGAUAUGGAUGAUUUUAAAGGAACAUGUAUACCAAAGACGUAUCCAUUAAUUGGAAUUAUAGGUGAAGAAUUAUUGAAUAAACCAAAGAGACCUCCAACGAAUUUAGCAUCUUUUGGAAAUAAGAGGCCAAAACCUGUAAUUAAAGUAAUUUCUACAACGUCUAAAGCAAUUGAAGCCAAAGAGGACGUUGCAACUGAACCACCACCCGAGUCAACUACCAAUGCUAGAAUAGUUUGCUACUUUACCAGCUGGUCAUCGAAAAGAGCAUCUUUAGGGAAAUUUACUCCAGAAAAGAUCGAACCUGAACUCUGUACGCAUAUUAUAUAUGCUUUUGCAACUGUUAAAGAUUUAAAACUUCAAGCGAUAGACGAUGGAAAUAAACAAGAAAAAAAUAUGUUAACUCAGGUAUUAGCACUUAAAGAUAAGAAUCCCAACUUAAAAAUUCUUUUAUCUGUUGGAGGAUGGCUAGCGGGAACGGGACCUUUCAGAGAACUCACAAAAUCAAAUUAUAGGCAAUCGCUCUUUGUUUUUAAUGUAAUUGAAUAUUUGAGACAAAUGAAAUUUGAUGGAAUAGAUAUUGCAUGGGAAUUUCCUCGUGGUGCAGAGGAUAAAGAGAAAUAUACUAACUUGAUUAAGGAUUUACGAGAAGCUUUUGAUGGGGAAGCUAGAUCUUCAGACAAAGCGAGAUUACUUCUAACUGCUGCCGUUCCUGCAAGUUUUGAAGCAAUUGCCGCCGGUUAUGAUGUGCCAGAAAUAAACAAAUACGUCGAUAUGCUAAAUGUUAUGACAUACGAUUUUCAUGGAAAUUGGGAACGCCAAGUUGGACAUAACAGUCCUUUGUUUUCUCUAUACAGUGCUAGCGCUUAUCAUAAAAAAUUAACUGUCGAUUUUAGUGCUAGCGAGUGGGUUAAGAAGGGAGCAUCGAAAGAAAAAGUGUUAAUUGGAAUACCUACAUAUGGUAGAACAUUUACUCUAAGCAAUACAACUCUAACGGAUAUAGGAGCACCUGCUAUAGAUGGAGGCAAGCCAGGGAAUUACACUAAAGAACCUGGUGUCCUUGCAUUUUAUGAGGUCUGUGAUAUGCUUAAAUCCGGUGCAACAUUAGUGUGGGAUAAUGAACAAAUGGUACCUUAUGCAUAUAAGAAUGACCAAUGGGUUGGAUUUGAUGACCAAAGAAGUCUUAAAUUAAAGGUGCAAUGGCUUAAACAAAAUGGAUUCGGAGGUGUUAUGGUUUGGUCAAUCGACAUGGAUGAUUUUAGAGGAUCUUGUAUGGGAAGUAAAUACCCAUUAAUAAACGCUGUUAAAGAAGAGUUAAAAGGCUAUAAAGUAGCUAAUUUAGAAGCACAAAGUAGCAAUGUUCAUAACGCGUAUGGCCAAGUCAUUGAUAAAAAUGAAGUAAUCUGCGAAGAAGCCGAUGGACACAUCAGUUAUCAUGCUGAUAAAAAGGACUGUGCCAUGUACUAUAUGUGUGAAGGAAAAAGACGUCAUCACAUGCCUUGUCCUUCUAAUUUGGUGUUUAAUCCUGACGAAAACGUAUGUGAUUGGCCCGAAAACGUAGAGAGUUGUAGCAACUUUAAAUCGGGUUGAUGAUACAUAAAUAUAUUUGUUUUUUUAAUUCAUGUUGACAUUGAAGUGUUUUCAAACGGUUUCAGCGCCGAGAGGAUUUUUAGCCAUUGAAAUGGUUUUAUUUUUAUGAUAAAGGAAUCUUUUCUAUUUACGGAUUUCAAAAAUUUUCCAUUUGCCGAAGUAGAAGGAAGUUCGACGGUGAUGAUAUUUUUUUAUGUGAUACAAUUAAUAAUAUUCUUAACUUUGUGAUAAAAAAUUCGA